AUGGUCUGGCUGUGCAGUAGUGUGGCCCCACAGCAGCCUUGUGUCCUCCUGCAAGCACUAGACAGCAAGUGCCUACUCAUCCUUCAACUGCAUUCCACAACCAUUCGUAUGCAACUUGAACCUUCAUCAAUAGGUGAUGAUCAAGUUCUUGAAGGAAUUUGGGCAAGGCUGUCCAAGGUCGCUGUCAAGGGUGCCCAACACAACUCCCAUGAAUCUGAAUAUUUCUUUGCAAUGUUUGUCUACCAGCUUGUCACUAAUUUUCCAAGCAUCCAGAAGGAUGUGUGCAGAAUUAUCCACGAAGAUCCUGCUCUACUAGAUCCAGAUGCGCCUCUCUGUGACCAGAUGAAGGCUUUCUUUCUUCAACCUCUCCAGAAACUCCAAUCCAGAUUGCGUGGGUGUCUGCCCUUGUUGUUUAUCAUCAAUGCUCUUGAUGAAUGCACAUCGGAACCCAAGGUUAAAGAUCUCAUCAUUUCCCUUGCAUGGGCUCUUCAUGAGCCUGAUCUGCCCAUGACCCACAUUCUGCUCACAAGUCGCUCAGAAACAUAUAUCAACAAAGUCUUUCAGAAUAACAAGAUACCCAUGAGAGCAGGUGGCAUCAUUUCAUUGGACAGCGCAGACAUUGACAAUGAUAUCCAUAUCUUCUUGUGGCAUUCCUUCAAAGAGCUGGGAUGUCACCAUCCCAAUUUCCCACAGCCAUCAGAGGUUGACCUUGCAAAGCUGCUUAUGCUCAAGCUCAUGAGCAAGCUGCUACCAGGAAUGGAGGUGUACAAGUUAUACAAUUGCAUCCUCUCCACAUGUGCCAACCCAAAGUGGGCUUACAUGCACUUGUCCAUUGUCACUGCCCUUGUAGACCCUCUUUCCAUCUUGCAAAUCUCAAUACUUCUUGGCCCUGGUUUGGGAAGGGAUGUACAGACAAUGUUGGUACAGCUAUGGUCUGUCAUGGAUAUCCCCACAGACAACACUCUCCCCAUCAAUAUCUAUCACUUGUCCAUUCACAACUAUGUCUCCAACCCCUCAAACUGUGGCCUCCCUCAACAAGCACAGCUCUCUUAG
This is a messenger RNA of Suillus subaureus, 1053 nucleotides long. RefSeq lists its product as uncharacterized. Lineage: Eukaryota; Fungi; Basidiomycota; Agaricomycetes; Boletales; Suillaceae. The record is from RefSeq and is a predicted model, not a curated record. The transcript has 7 exons. The coding region runs from base 1 to 1053 and encodes 350 amino acids.